AUGUCUGCCCAGGCCAACUCGCCCGUCUUUGACGUCCAAGUCGACGUCGACACCGACGCCGACGCUUUCAAACCUGCCUUUGAGCGCACCGAGAGCCACAUGACCGCCCUCACAGAGAGCACCGAUGCAAUCACCAACCUUGACACCCCUCUCACCACUCCUUCGCUUACCGACCAGCAGACCAGUUUCCUCACUAUUCACCAGCCUUCGAUCGACAUUCGCCGCGUUUUCGUAACCCUCAUCGAUGAUCUCUCCGAGCAAGACUUUGCCGAAUGCGACCUCGAGUGCUACCUCGAGUUCCUCUCCCACGAGCGUCUCGUCCACAUGCCUCGCAAAAACUCGGCGUGGGACAAGGUGCUGCGACAGGCAGAAGAGCUCGGUGCUCAGCUCAAUCACUUCUCUCAGCUCGCCGCCAACGAGCACUCGCUCAAGACCACCCUCGUCGCGGUUCGUCUGCUGCUCGAUCUCGGUCACCACCAAGCAGAGGCGCUACGUCCACUCUUUGAGCUCCUCUCCCAGAUCGCUAACCUCCUCAUGCGAUCUCUCGGCUACAGCCACCAGUAUCGUUCCAACUUGACCGUACGAUCUCUCCUCUUUUCUCUCUUCAACCGUUACAUGUCGCUCACUGCAGAGCUCACGCGCCACGUCCGCAGCCGCAUGAGCCGCCUCUCCCCCACAAGCUUCGAGGCGAUCGACGUGGGCGCGCUCUUUUCCGGCGUCAUCGACUCGAUCGAAGCCGAGUUGGCUCAGCUCGACCGCAACGUGUGGCGUUUGUCUCUUCACUCAUGCAAGCCGGCGCUCGUCCCCACCGCCAACAUCCUCGCCCAACUCUCGCGUAUCGCCGGCUCCAGUCUCAAGUCUCGCCUCUUUGCCAGUCUUGAGCGACAAGCUACCGUCCAGCCAGAGACCUGCGAGUGGUUCCAAUCUCCCUUGCUCAACUUCCUCCGCAGCCGCGACGACGUCCUCCAGAUCACGGGCAAGCAGGGAAGCGGAAAGUCGACUCUUGCCGUUUGGACGCAGGAACGCCUCCGCAGGACCCUCGGCCGCAAGUCAUACGACGUACUCCUCGUCGACCAAUACGACUCGCAUACCCUGCUCGACUUGGCUAGAUCGCUCCUUUUGCAGCUCUGGAACAAAAACAUCGGCGAUGUGCAGCUCCACUCGGAUCUCGCCGACGUUCUCGUCAAGGACAAUGACGAAGACGACCUCGCAAACGGCCUGUGGGAUGUGCUCGAGCGCACCCUCGCUCGCAGCGAUUCGCCCAAUGAGAUCGUACUUCUCGUCGACGGUCUCAACACCCGUCACGAACAGGCUUUCCACCACCUUCGUCAAACCAUCCAACGCAGUCCACGCGCUCGAAUGGUCACUUUCGGAGGCGCCUUCGCCAACGACCUUCCAGACUACAAAAUCACAAGCGACGUCAAUGCGCGCGAUAUGGCCAUCUACCUUCGUCACGGUCUUGCCAAGCGAUCCGUGCCUCACGCCGACGGGCUCAUCGAUUCGCUUGUCCAACGCGCCAACGGCUCGUUCCUCUGGUCUUACCUCUACCUCGAGCUGCUUCGACUUCACGGCCAACACAACGUCGACUGCACACAUGACGUUAAUGGUUUGCUUGACGAGCACGCUAAGCACCUCGGCGACGCCGGUGUGCGUCUUCUGCAAUUCAUGCUCGUCGCCAAGCGCGCGCUCUGCUGGAGUGAGCUCGAAGCGCUCAUGCGACCCGAACAGCUCGCGGCCGCACGAUCUUCACCCCACGCUUCCGUCUUUUUCCAGGAAGUCCGCGGUCACCUCCAGUUCCGCCAUGCCACCAUCCGCAGCUUCGCUAGGGAUCACCUCGUCAAGGAUGAGCACGAGGUUCAGCGUCGCAUCCUCCGCAAGCUGCUUCUCUCCGUCAGCGCCGAGUUUACCGAUGCCGCACUACCGUGUCUCGACAUGCUCAGCGGAAAGGACCUCGAAGCUACGCUCAACCAGGGCAAGGCUGUCGAGUACACGGUGCUCUUCUGGCAUCACCACUUUGAGCGCUCCGGUCUUGAGCCAAAGGCUCUCGCCGAUUGGUUCCCGCGCUCCACCCAAUUUGCUCUCCUCGAGUGGUCCUACUGGAAUCACCACCGCCACCUCGGACACCACAUCGCCGGCCUCGACGUGCGCAAGGCGUGUUUCGGCAAAAAUCACCUCUCGGUCAUGCAGAUCUACCUCGCGCUGGCGUGCAUUCACCGCGACCACCACCAGUUCUCGGACGCUGCACAGUACUUCUACAAGGCUUGUAAGCUUGGUCAGGAGGGCGGCUGCAUUGACCGCUACUCGCUGAUCGUCACCACUUGCGCAUCGCUCUUCCUCGUGUGUACCGAGACGCUCGUGUUUACCAAGCGCACCGAAAUGUGCACCAUGCGCGAGCACAUGAUCCGCUUCACCAUCGAGAUCUGUCGUCGUCAGCAUGGUGAACACAGCGAGCAGGUCAUUCACUGGUACCACAUCCUCAUCCAGCUCCUUGUCAGCAUCAAGGACCACUCGGCCGUCAUCAUCGUCUACCGCGAACUCUACCACAUUCUGCUGCACGUUCACGGUCCUCGUCACCCUCGCACCAAGCACAUUUGCAACGAGAUGGCAGGCCUCGAAGUCGUUGUCCACGGCGAAGACUCGCAGCUCAUCGACACCUACGUUACCUCGAUCCUCGAGACUGUCGACCAGUACGAAGACGAGCACGAGCAUGAGGCGCACAUCAUGGUACUACUCCGUCUUGCGCGUGGCUAUUCCAAGCACACGCUCCACUGGCACCACGCUUGCCGGCUCUACCUCACCAUCUGGCGUCGUCUGGGCGAAAUCUGCCGUCGUCAGUGGUCGCUCGAGAUGACUUUGCUCAAGAUCGACGUUUGCAUUGAGUAUGCCGAACUCCUCCACGCGCAUGGCCACAUCACAGAAGCGCACGACAUCCUCGUCGUACUCUGGGCCGAAUUCCAACACGACGAGUGCAAGGAAUACAGCAUCAUCAUCCGCCUCAAACAGCUCGGUCUGGUCCUGCGCAAGUUUGGCCUCCUCUCGAUCUGCUACGAGAUCUUCAUCAAGCUCUUUGGCUGGUUCAAGGGCUGCGGUCGACCGUACGACGAUGACGCCCACGAAAUCACUGUCAUCGUCACCGAGGUCACUGAAGAAAUCGUGGAGGUGACGAGAAAGACCAAGACCACCACCAAGGUCACCGUCACCGAGACUGUCACUCGCGACGUCUUUGAGACACACUACGAGCGCUGCAUCCGCAUCAAGAAGGGCGAUAAGCACCUGUAUAAGGCUUGCAUGUUGCUCAUCAACCUCUUGAUCUCGCAGCACAACUACCACGAGGUCGAGCUCGUCAUCACUCGCACUCUCGAGAUUGAAUGGGCGGACUUCUUCGACGUUAGCAUCGACAUCUCGAUCCCCGACGAGCACCUCGUCGAGCUGCUCGUGCUUGCUGGCAAGUAUGCUCACUGUCACCACAAGCGAGGCAACUUUGACAAGGCUGAGUGCUACUACCUUCGCAUCUGGUACGCUUGCCUGCACAAAUUCGAGAUCCACCACGAACACGUCACCCAUGCCUUCUGCACGCUCAUCGAAUUCUACGAGGAGCACUAUCGUUACGACAAGGUGAUUGAGCUCUACCUCGACGUGCUGGUGCGCUACCGCAAGCACUGCGGUGCCACGCACACACUCACCAUCCAGCUGCUCUACAAGCUCGCCAGGCUCUGCAAGAAGAUGGGUCGCCAUGACUACAUCGACUACUACUUGGAGAUCUUUACCGUUUUGCAGGACCACCACGGUCACUGUCACCCUGACGCCUGGGAGGCUGCUUGGGAAGUGUGUGGCUGGAGGUACGAGCACUGCAAGUGGGAGUCGCUCAUCGAGAUCUGUGCCUCGCUCUGGCAGGUCUUUGUUCACGGAGGACACGAUCACGGACAUCACCACCACGAGUUUUUCUCGCCAGACAUCAUCCUCGUCCUCUACGAGCGCUACACAAAGGGUCUCGAAGUUCAUGUUGGCUUCCACUUUGAGGAACACUACAAGAUCACGCUCGAGUUCCGAGAGGUUGUCAAGCUCCGCUUCGGAGUCGACCACUCACUGCUCAUCAGGGCGCUCAUCGCUUUGGCCAAGGUUUGCGAAUACAAGGAGGAGCAUCACCACGAAGCCGUCACUCUGUACGAGGAGGUCAUUACACGCACGCGCACCGUCACCGUCGAAACCAUCACCGAAGAGGAGAUCACCGUCGUCAAGAAGCGUCUCACCAAGGUGUACGUUCAGAUCAUCGAAAGAGGCGGUCACCACGGUCAGCCGCACCUCGGCGACAACGCUUUGCGCGUCUGCAUGGAGAUUUACCUCCAGCUCAAGGCCGAACACGGAUGCUGGCACGAGUUGACGCUCUUCGCUCUCGAAAGGGUGGUCGUGAUCCACUUUGCUCUCGGUGGUGAGCAUCAUCACGCCCAAAUCCUGGUGCUGAUGCAGACCAUCGUUAUCGAGGUGCUCGAGCGAUGCACCGAGUCUCUACUCCUCUACAAGGCUGCUAUCCACAUCGCCCAGAUCCUCAUCCGCAUCAAGGUCAACACUUGGGCCGAACAGCUGCUCUGCAAGCUUCAUCACCUCAUUGUGCUUCCUGGCUUGCCGUGCGAGCACGACUUUGAGAUCGAGUGGACCCACGCACACGGCGACGACUACAAGACGAUCUCGCUUGUCUUUAUCGUUGCCUGUCUGCACAGGCUCGGCCACUACGAACAGCGUUCCUACUCGGAGGUCAUGGCGGCUGUGCUGCUCGAGAUGCAGCUCUACCGUUCCUUUGCCUACUACACUAGUUCCGAGACGGUCGAGAUGGUGGUACUCUUGCAAGCCGGUGCACGUCUGCACUGCUUCUGGCAUGCUAUGGGUCGCACCGCUCUGUGCCGCACCAUCCUCGGACAGGUGCUCGUUCACUUCCGUGCGUCGGACCUCGGCAGCUGCAUCGGCGAAGACGUCUCGGACGAGGUGCUGCUCGUGCUGCUCGAGUCGCUUCUCACGCACACCGACAGCGAGAAGCGCAUCACCGACGUUGCCAAGCUCAUGUGUCACACGGUCAACCACAAGGUCAAACAGUUGCUCGACGCGGGCGACUUCUCGAUGGCGCACGAGCUGGCCAAGUGCGGACUGACGCUGGCUCGUCACCACCGAUACUACCAUGUGCAUGUUUCGCUGGGAUACAAGUUGGCAGAGUACAUGGCAGGCAUUGACGUGCUCUCUACGACCAGCAAGAAGCUCGGCAAGAUGAUGCGCCAGACGUCUCGCGCGAUCACAGACGAGGUGCUGCUAGCUCUGCGCGAGUCGCAGAUCGAGCUGCUCUCGCUACGCUUCGAGGAUAUCCGCGGACUCGUGCAUCUGCUAGGUGCACAGGCCAACUAUGUCGAGCUGGAGCAUCUGCUGCUGCGGCUAUGGCGAUCGCGAGAGGUACAGCGAAACUGGCGUCCCGAGACGGUGCUGUCGAUUGGACAUGCGCUCGUGCAUGCACAUGUGGCUACCGAUCGCCUUGAGGAUGCUAUUGCACUGUGCGACACAAUGUGCUACAACUUGCGCCACUCGGGCGACGGCUUGGAUGACGAAGCGGUCCAAGCGAGCCAGCUCCUAGCUACACUGUACACCAAGGCGGGUCGUCACGAUCGCGCAAUGGGUGUGUACGAGGAGGUCCUACGCGAGGUCGACGAGGAUGGUUCCGACGACUUGUUCACCAAGUGGGCCAGCCCGCAGUUGGACAUGUUGCGGUGCUCGUAUGGUCGCAACGGUGGCUUUGCCAACAACCGAGCUACCUACCGCGAUCUGUUCAACUCUCUUUCGCGUAGGGGCCUCGAAUGCAACCACGACGAGUGGCAACUGAACAGCGACGCAGAGCCCGUAGCAGCUACAGGCGGAUACAGCGUUCCUGAAAAGUGGUACCUCAUCCGUACGCCCGACAUUGCUCCCAGCGCUCCAACCGAUGUCCACGGCCACUCGCACGAACACCACCAGGACCACUCGCACACCAAAUCGCUUCCUGUCCGAUCCGCCACUCGCAAGGGCCGCGACUCGCUCACGCGCAUCGCUCUGCGUCGCUCGCGCGGCUGCCAGCUCGCUCCCGAGCUCGUCGUCGUCUGA
Mycosarcoma maydis (corn smut) is the source of this 6117-nucleotide messenger RNA. RefSeq lists its product as uncharacterized. The record is from RefSeq and is a predicted model, not a curated record. The transcript has a single exon. Gene Ontology annotation, molecular function: protein binding. NCBI's taxonomy places the organism in Eukaryota, Fungi, Basidiomycota, Ustilaginomycetes, Ustilaginales. The coding region runs from base 1 to 6117 and encodes 2038 amino acids.